Messenger RNA from Lithohypha guttulata, 3141 nucleotides. RefSeq lists its product as uncharacterized. The transcript has a single exon. Gene Ontology annotation, biological process: protein import into nucleus. The record is from RefSeq and is a predicted model, not a curated record. Gene Ontology annotation, cellular component: cytosol; nuclear envelope. NCBI's taxonomy places the organism in Eukaryota, Fungi, Ascomycota, Eurotiomycetes, Chaetothyriales, Trichomeriaceae. Gene Ontology annotation, molecular function: small GTPase binding. The coding region runs from base 1 to 3141 and encodes 1046 amino acids.
AUGCCUUCGUUCGCGAUAGAGGCUGAAGGUGAGACGGUACCUCUUUCUGUCCAGGACAUCUAUCAGACCUUAGUGAAGACUGCUGGCUCCCAGGCAACACAGCAAUCUCUUCAAGUUUCAGCCAAGCAGCUCACCAACUGGGAGAAGACACCGGGAUACUACUCUCUGCUGCAAGAGGUCUACUCCGAUUUUAGCCUCGACGAAGGAGUUCGCUUUCAAGCCAUAAUCCAGCUCAAGAACGGCAUAGACAGACACUGGAGGAAGACUUCUCAUCAUGCAAUUCAGAAACAGGAGAAACAAAAGAUAAGGCUGAAGGGCAUUGAAAUUGGUGUUCAGGAGCCCAAACCUACAUUAGCCCUCCAGAAUGCUCUUAUGCUCGCUAAGAUUGUCCGGAUUGAAUUCCCUCACGAUUGGCCAGACGUUAUUUCUAUCUUGAUACAGCAUUUACGAAAUACUGGAGAUCAGAGUGCAAGUCCAAUCUAUGUCCGCAACACCCUGAAUAUCGUACUCCAGAUUAUCAAAGAACUUGCCACAGGAGCAUUAAUAAGGACGAGAAAGAGUUUACAGUCAGUGGCUUCGGAACUGCUGCAUGUGCUUGGUCAGCUCUACUUUGGUCUGGUGGAGAAGUGGAGGUCUAUUCCUGACAGCUCUACUAUGCUGAAUAGUCAUGCCGCAUUGAAGACCUUGAGGAGAUUGUUGGUUUUUGGCUUUGAGCACCCGCAUCGUGAAGGUUCCGUCAAGCAGCUCUGGCAAGUACUACAGGAACAUAGUGAUUAUUUCCUGUCGUCAUGGAAUACAGAUCUGUCUAAUAUACUGUUGGUUAAACACCUCUUCCAAAUCAACAAGCUCUGGCUUGACAUGUCCAAGCAACAUCCAGCCUCCUUCGUACUGCUUGGUUGCAUGGACAUUCUUAGACGUUCUUGGACCCUCGUGAAUGGCAACAAUGCAAAGGAAGCAUUGAAUCCCAAUUUCGACUGGUCCGUGCACAGCAACGGUGAUUCCAGUGAUGAGCAACUACCUAUUGAGAAGAUGGCCUUGAAAGCGUUGUUACUCUUCCGGUCGUGUAUCAAGAUGGUCUUUAAUCCAGUGCACACCUUCAAAUACCAGUAUCCUGACGAUAAGGAGGAUAGAAAGCAAGCUGUUGAUCAGAUUAGGUCUCAAGUCUUCACCAACGAUUUUGUCUUACAGCUUAUGGAAAUUCUAGUAACGCAAUAUUUCGUCUUACGACCAUCCGAUCUUCGAGACUGGGAAGAAGAACCCGACGAAUGGGAGAAACGCGAGGAAGAGAUCGCAGAUGCAUGGGAGUUCUCCAUACGAUCCUGCUCAGAAAAGCUAUUUCUCGAUCUUGUCAUACACUUCAAAGAAUUGCUCGUUCCACGGCUACUCCAGGUAUUCCAACAGUAUGCAAACGUGGACAACCAUGAGGUCCUCUUGAAAGACAGCCUGUACUCUGCCAUUGGAACUGCCGCCGCGUGUGUAGAGGAUGUGCUUGACUUCAAUAGCUUCAUCCGCAACACACUUGUGCCAGAAGUGCAGAUGGACCAGCCGAAUUACAAUCUACUGAGACGACGUACUGCUAUGGUACUAGGUCAAUGGGUGCCCAUACAGCCUGAACGUCUAGAUCGAGUGGCUGUUUACCAAAUAUUUGCUUACCUUCUCAACCCUACAGACAAAUUGAACGAUCAUGUGGUUCGUGUCACUGCUGCGCGCCAGCUAAAAUUAGUCUUGGAGCCUUUUGAGUUCUCAGUUCAGGAUUUCCAGCCGUACGCAACCACUAUUCUUGAAAAUAUUAUGCGCUUGAUCCAGGAGACUGAGCUAUCAGAGACAAAGAUGGCCUUGCUAGAAACAGUUCGAGUCGCUGUCACCAAGCUCGAAGAUCAAGUCGAACCAUAUGCAGGAGGCAUUAUGUCGAUACUGCCAUCGUUGUGGGCAGAAAGUGGCGAGGAGCAUCUGAUGAAGCAGGCCAUCUUGACCAUGAUCACAGCCAUAAUCAAUAGCCUGCGUCAGAAAGGGACAUCUUAUCAUCGACCUAUCUAUCCUUUGAUUCACGACUCGGUACAGCCCGAAUCAGAAGCCAGCGUGUACUUACUGGAAGAAGCGCUUGAGUUGUGGUCAGCACUCAUAGCACAGACACCUACAGAGAAUCCUCCCACUGAGCUGCUGGCCUUGUCCAUUGACCUUCUGCCUUUGCUUGAACUUGGUUCGGAUCACUUACGCCAGUGCUUUGAAAUUUUAGAGUCAUAUGUCGUUCUCUCGCCCGCCACCAUUCUUGAUCCUCAAGUGUUAACACCACUUCUUGUUUCACAGAAAUCAAUGCUGCCAAUGCUCAACUCCUCGAGAGCGCGCGAUGCAAGCAUGUCGCCACGUAUAAUACAAACUCUUGUCCAAACACUAUCUGUUCCGGGAUAUUACACCAACGAAACACAGCAAAAUGCCCUGCAGCACAUUUUGACCAGCAUGGCACACACAGACUACCUGCGCUCGCUAAUCGCAAGUUUGCAUGAAGCCUAUAUUUACCAUCAGAAUCCACGGCCCGAUCGAAGGCCACCAGAAAUCAUUGGAAUAGGAGAGACGUCACUAUUCACCCUUCUCAGCCAUAUUAUCCUUGCAGAUCCAUCGUUGUUCCUGUCUGUGCUUGGUUCAAUUCAUAAUCCAGAGAAUACCGGAGAUGGGAUAUUAUCAUGGCUAUUAACAGAGUGGUUCCAUCAGUACGACAGCACGCCAGACACCCUAAGACGUAAAGUGCAAGUCUUGGCACUUACGUCUCUUCUUUCUGUUGAUCCAGCUCCAAUGCCUCUGCUAGCCUCUCUGCAAUCGCUUUUCAGUAUCUAUACAGAUACGCUAACCGAGCUAGCUGAAGGGACCGCAGAAGAGAAUCGUGGCGAUUAUCUGUACUCGCCGGCCCAGCCAGGAGGGAUGCUUCCGAACUGGCCAGAGACAGAUAGCCCAGAGGAUGUUCGUAAGAGACACAUGACAAAUUGGGAGGUAGUCUAUGUUAUCAAUACCAGAGAAUUUGUGGCAGAGAGACUGAAACAUGCAAUACAGAACUGUGGUGGGCAGGAGGCGUUUCAGCAGCAGUGGAUCACGGAAAGGAUAGAUCAAGAUGUGGUCAAAGGAUUUACCAACCUGGGUCUUCUUUGA